UACUGGGGCCUCACCCGGAGGACUUUGCACUGGCAGCCAGAGGAAGCAGCUGGGCCUUCCUGGUUCUGAAGCAGCCGGUGCCCCACCAUGGCCAAGUUCCUUUCCCAGGAUCAAAUUAAUGAGUACAAGGAGUGCUUCUCCCUCUAUGACAAGCAGCAGAGGGGAAAGAUCAAGGCCACGGACCUCCUGGUGGCCAUGAGGUGCUUGGGGGCCAGUCCGACGCCAGGGGAGGUACAGCGGCAUCUGCAGACACACAGGAUAGACAGAAAUGGAGAGCUGGACUUCUCCACUUUCCUGACCAUAAUGCACACGCAAAUAAAACAAGAGGACCCAAAGAAAGAGAUUCUUCUGGCUCUGUUGAUGGCUGACAAGGAGAAGAAAGGCUAUAUCAUGGCGUCUGAGCUACGGUCAAAGCUCAUGAACCUAGGGGAGAAGCUUACCCACAAGGAAGUGGAUGACCUUUUUAAGGAAACGGGUAUUGAACCAGAUGGCCAAGUGAAGUAUGAUGAAUUUAUCCAGAAGAUCACCCUUCCUGUUCAAGAUUACUGACUGGGCAGAGCACUGCAGCCUCCGUCAGGGGCCCGAAAACCAGGACUGAUUCAUUUUAAGAAGGUGUUUUCACUCUUGGGAGGUGGCAGCAAGAUGGCAUCGCCUCAGUAGCAAUAAACGAUCUUAGUCAUGGUUUUAGCAGCUUUUUGUUUUUUGAAUAAGGAAAAGAUUCAAAAGUGAAGCAACAUAACAGCUCUCCAUCAGGAGAGGGGCCCAGCAUGUCUUCAAUAAAGUCUGUGUCGAUUUUAGCAA
Dipodomys spectabilis (banner-tailed kangaroo rat) is the source of this 801-nucleotide messenger RNA. It is a transcript of the gene Calml4, whose product is annotated as calmodulin like 4. Gene Ontology annotation, cellular component: cytoplasm; myosin II complex. The record is from RefSeq and is a predicted model, not a curated record. The coding region runs from base 88 to 549 and encodes 153 amino acids. Lineage: Eukaryota; Metazoa; Chordata; Mammalia; Rodentia; Heteromyidae. Gene Ontology annotation, molecular function: myosin heavy chain binding; calcium ion binding. The transcript is spliced from 5 exons.